Arabidopsis arenosa is the source of this 2679-nucleotide messenger RNA. Lineage: Eukaryota; Viridiplantae; Streptophyta; Magnoliopsida; Brassicales; Brassicaceae. The record is from the annotation of a GenBank genome assembly.
GCAUUUAGGAGAAGGAACAUAUUUUUUCGAAUCUAGAACGAGGAACAAUGUUAGCAAGACCUAUGGGCGAAGGAUAUAUUCAAUAUCUACGGCUUUCUAAAGACACGACUCAACCGGCCGAUUCUAAGAUUCCGGGUCUUUGGUCUUCUUCGGUUAAACCCGAGUUUUGUUGCAUCUAUAGAGUGCCAGACCGGUUACGCAAAGUGAACCCCGAGGCUUACACUCCUCAAAUGCUGCUAAUCGGUCCUCUUCACCAUUCCAAGAAAGUUGAAGCCUUCAAGCGCUAUAAAACCGAGUUAAGAUAUUUGAACUAUCUCAACAUGGAGCUUCACAAGAAGAAGUGCCUUGAUAGUAUUGCAAAUAUAUUUGGGGAUCAAACUAUUGAAGAGUUCAAGAAAAUCAUCAUAAGAGAUGAGAGAUACAUAAGAGAAAGCUACGCCGAGUCAACGAUUUGGAUCAAUACUAAAGAUUUCGUAGAAAUGAUCCUCCACGACUCGGUGUUCAUACUAUUGUUCUUCAUUCAAACCGGAAGUACUUUAAACUUCAGCAAGAAAGAAGAUAUUCUUUUAAACCAGAGUCGUCUCAUAAACGCUACCGCCAUUUUAGAAGAUCUAAUCUUGCUCGAGAACCAACUUCCUUACGCCCUUUUAGAGAAACUCUUUGAACCUUUUUUCUCAAAUCUUGAUACUAAGGAAACGUUUCGUGACAUUACCCUUCGAGCUUUUGGCUUCGAGGGAAAGAUCAAAAAAGAAGUGAGAUUCAAACAUUUUACAGAUUUGUUUCGGUGUGUCCGUGUCAGCACACUUUCUUUGACAGAAGAACAAAUUAGUAUAGCAAAGAAUGAGCCACCGAAGAGUAGAAAGAUUAUGUACAACGCAGACAAACUAGACAGUGCAGGAGUGAAUUUUGUGAAUGUGGAUGAAGAAAAUGAUUUAUCGUUGGUGAUUACUUUCAAAGACGGAAUCUUGAAAAUGCCUUGUUUCACAGUGGAAGACAACACCGAGAGGGUUGUGAGGAAUUUAAUGGCACUCGAGCAAUGCCAUUACCCACGAACUACUUAUGUUUGUGACUACAUCUCCUUCUUGGAUUUCCUCAUUAAUACCGACCAAGACGUUGACUUGCUCGUCAAGAAAGGACAUCAAGGAUCGGUGACAGAAAUGGUGAACAAGCUGUGUUUAGGGCUCGUGGAUUUCGGCUCUCACUAUUGUGAUAUAGUUGAAAAUCUCAACAAACACUACGACAAUCGCCUCAACAGAUCGGUUGGAACUCUCCGGCGAGUUUAUUUCAAAGAUCUGUGGACCGGUACUGCCACCAUCGCCGCCGUUGUUCUCCUCGUGUUGACUUUGAUUCAGACUGUGGCUUCCAUUCUCCAAGUUAUGAUGCAGAACGACAAUUGUUUAAAAGUUAGUCUAUGUGGAGAUGUGAACAAGGAGGUAGUUACUAAGGAGGAUCAAUUAGCUUUGGAUGCUAAGGAUACUAAUGUUGAAGAUGAAGUUAUAGGGAAGAAAGCACAGACUUUUACGUUUGAAGAACUCGCUGUUUCGACCGGAAACUUUAAGUCGGAUUGUUUUUUAGGUGAAGGAGGGUUUGGAAAAGUUUACAAAGGUUUCAUUGAGAAAAUCAAUCAGGUUGUUGCAAUUAAGCAACUUGAUAGGAAUGGUGCUCAAGGAAUUAGGGAAUUUGUUGUUGAAGUGUUGACGUUAAGUCUCGCUGAUCAUCCGAAUCUUGUGAAGCUUAUUGGAUUUUGUGCUGAGGGUGCUCAGAGACUGUUGGUUUACGAGUACAUGCCGCUAGGUUCUUUGGAAAAUCACCUCCAUGAUCUUCCUCACGGCAGAAAACCGCUUGUUUGGAGCACUCGGAUGAAAAUAGCGGCUGGUGCAGCAAGAGGACUAGAGUAUCUCCAUGAUGCAAUGAAACCUCCUGUGAUCUACCGCGAUCUUAAAUGUUCGAAUAUCUUGCUCGAUGAAGGAUAUCACGCAAAACUCUCAGACUUUGGAUUAGCUAAAGUCGGACCAAGAGGGAGUGAAACCCAUGUUUCCACAAGGGUUAUGGGAACAUACGGUUACUGUGCUCCUGAUUACGCGUUAACAGGACAACUCACAUUCAAAUCAGAUGUAUACAGUUUCGGAGUUGUUCUUUUGGAGCUUAUCACUGGAAGGAAAGCUUUCGAUAACACGAGAACACGUAAUCACCAGAGUCUAGUUGAAUGGGCACGUCCGUUGUUUAAAGAUAGAAAUAAUUUCAAGAAAAUGGUUGAUCCGUUACUCGAAGGAGAUUAUCCGGUUAGGGCAUUGUACCAAGCACUUGCAAUAGCUGCAAUGUGUGUUCAAGAACAGCCAAGUAUGAGACCGGUGAUAGCCGAUGUAGUAAUGGCUUUAGAUCACUUAGCUUCUUCCAAAUAUGAUCAUAGUCACCGUCAAAAGCAGCCUAAUGUGACAGAGAAUAAAGUCGAUGAAGAGAAAACACUUAUAGAAUCUAAUGUUUGUUUGGAGGAGAAACAAGAAGAGAUCAAGAUUUGCUCUGAAUCUGAUCAAGCGGCUUAAUCAUCAAAGACGAUUCUUCUUUUGAAAAACAAAACAAAAGAUUGUUAAAAUUUUGAUAUUUUUCUUCUUGAUAUGUAGAAUGCUUCGUUUAUGUAAGCAACAAUUUUGUUCGACUUAGUAAAGAAAGAAACUUUUC